Molecule: messenger RNA, 1030 nt
Organism: Lucilia sericata (common green bottle fly)
Lineage: Eukaryota; Metazoa; Arthropoda; Insecta; Diptera; Calliphoridae
Product: DNA damage-regulated autophagy modulator protein 1
Exons: 4
Coding region: 170-913 (247 amino acids)
Source: RefSeq, a predicted model, not a curated record
CAUCCCUGCAGCAGACUAUAAACAAAAUUAUUGGUUUACGAUGAUUUUUCUCCGUACAUACAUACAUAUACAUACAUACGUAUAUUUAUAUGUGCUAACACACAUUCAUAUGUACAUAUGCAUUUUUGCAUAGAAUUUAAUUGAAUAUAAGCAGAAUCGAAAUAGAAAAAUGUCAAAAGUUUAUUUGAUACCCGUUGCGGUAUUUCUAAUUUUUCAAGUUACUUUUAUUGGAACUUAUAUAGCGGCAGUUUUACAAGGUCAUGUUGUACCUACAGUACCUUACAUUAGUGACGCAGCCACCUAUUCUCCGGAAAGUUGUGUUUUUGGUCAACUGAUUAAUAUCGGCAGUGCAUUGUUGGGAAUAACCAUUUAUAUACGCUACCGUCAAAUUCUACAAUUAUUUGAACAUCAUUCCGAUUUGGGUAACAAUUUGUUACGCUACAAUCGUUUGGCAGUGUGGUUUGGUUUGGCGUCAUGUCUAGGCAUUAGCGUCGUGGGUAAUUUCCAAGAGACAAAUGUUCGUAUCGUUCACUUUAUAGGGGCGUUUUGUUGUUUUGGAUUUGGUACCCUUUACUUUUGGAUGCAAGCAUUAAUAUCGUACAUGGUAUAUCCCAUUGCGGGUACAAAGAGAUAUGCUCAUAUACGCUUAGGCAUGGCGGUGUGCUGCACUAUAUUGUUCAUCUUAUUGGCCGUGACUGGAGUCAUGUCUCAUAUACUAUUUAAAGGCUUAAAUCCCCGAAAAUGGUAUCCAUCUGAUGGUGGUUGGUACUUCCACGUUAUUAGUUCCGUCUCGGAAUGGAUAAUUGCGACUGUAUUCUCCUUUUAUAUACUUACAUUUACGGAUGAAUUCCGUGAUGUUGACAUCGACCACCCUCAGUUACGUUUAAUUUCUUAUUCUUUAACUUUACAAUAAUAAUUGCAACGAAUUUUAAUAAUUAUUUUUGUUUAUUUUAUACCAUGAUAAAAAUAUGAUAUUUUUAUCAUGUUUUAUACAUAUAAUAUAUAAUAAAUAUUAUUUAUAAAUUAUGAA